AUGGUCCGCAAACUCAAGUAUCACGAGCAGAAGCUCCUGCGGAAGCACGACUUCAUCACAUACAAGCAGGAUGGCGACCACCGAGACGCCGCAGUGAUACAUGAUUCAGAAGCCCGAGGAUUAUGCUAUGCGGCGAUCAGCCUGAUGCCUCCGGAAAACGCGGCCCGCCGAAAGCACGAGCAACUGCUCCUCGACAAGCUGUAUGACAUGGGUGUUCUCUCCUCGGCCUCGAAGCUCUCGGCCAUCGAACACAAUGUCACAGUCAGCGCUUUUGCAAGACGACGUCUCCCCGUCGUCAUGACUCGCCUUCGCAUGGCCGAGACCGUACAGGCAGCAACGAAGCUCAUCGAACAGGGACAUGUUCGUGUGGGCACGGAAACAUGUGUCGAUCCCGCGUUCUUGGUUACUCGCAGCAUGGAGGACUUCGUUACAUGGACCGUGGGCAGCAAGGUCAAGAGAAACAUCAUGAAGUAUCGCGACAAGUUGGACGACUUCGAGUUGCUGUAG
Molecule: messenger RNA, 507 nt
Organism: Colletotrichum lupini
Lineage: Eukaryota; Fungi; Ascomycota; Sordariomycetes; Glomerellales; Glomerellaceae
Product: U3 small nucleolar ribonucleoprotein IMP3
Exons: 6
Coding region: 1-507 (168 amino acids)
Biological process (GO): rRNA processing
Cellular component (GO): small ribosomal subunit; Mpp10 complex; small-subunit processome
Molecular function (GO): snoRNA binding; structural constituent of ribosome; rRNA binding
Source: RefSeq, a predicted model, not a curated record